This is a messenger RNA of Gryllus bimaculatus (two-spotted cricket), 2606 nucleotides long. The record is from the annotation of a GenBank genome assembly. NCBI's taxonomy places the organism in Eukaryota, Metazoa, Arthropoda, Insecta, Orthoptera, Gryllidae.
AGUGGAGCUGGCAGUGUGCGCAGAUCACAGACCUGGACAGAUGUAAACACGCUGUUGGUUUUGAAGCAUGCACAAGGUGCACAUCAGUGCACAUGCAAGCAUGACGAGUGUUGUACGAAUAUCUAGAAAAAUGCAUCUGUAAAAUUGUAGAUAAGAAGUGUUGACUUGCAUCCAUAGUGAUCUCAGCCUGUGAAGAAAAUAUGUGUAUCUUUAUGACAAAUUAUUAAAGCUAUCUGCGCAAUAAUAUGGAUGUGUUAUCUGUUUUUCGCACCUGUAGAAAGAGAGUGUUUGUUGUUGGAUUUGCUAUAGGAGCUGUUCUAGCAUUUCUUUUCUUCAAAACGGAACACAUAUCGUCUGUGAAGGGUAGUUGUCGUCCAGAAAAGAGAAAAUUACCAAAUUAUGGCGAUUGGUUUGCGGGCAAAGGACUUUCUAGGUGGCCUGUGAAUUUUGAUGCUUUUGUUUAUGGAAAACCAGAAGGUGCUACAGAGGCUGCAUUUUUAGAAAAAGAAGUAUCUGUUUUAUGUGCUGUAUUUGUUCGAAAAGUGAAAAAUGCCAGAGCAGUUAAAGACACUUGGGGAAAACAUUGCAAUGCAAUAGUAUUUUUUGGAAUGCAGUUUGAUCAUAGUAUUCCAAUUGUUACCUUUCAGCCAAAGAAUUCAUUUCAUUUCUUGUGUUUAUCCAUCAAUCAUAUCACAAACGAGUAUCAUGAUGUGCAAUGGAUAUUGUUUGUUCAUGAUGAUAUGUUUGUUGUUCCUGAAAAUUUAAGAUAUUAUGUGGCACCUCUGGACUACAACGUGCCAUACUAUUUAGGUCAUCCCUUGACCUUUUGGGGCCAAAUAUACAAUGUAGCAGAAGCAGGGUAUGUACUAAGCAAAGCAUCACUGAAAUCUAUACAAAUGAAAUUUAAUUCUUCGGAAAAAUGUUACAAUGCUGGAAAAUAUUGGAAAAAUGAAGACUUCUAUUUGGGGAAACAUCUUGGAAAUAUGGGCAUUUUUCCAAAAGAUACAAGGGAUGUAGGAGAUCAUAGUCGUUUCCAUGGUAACAAUUUUAAUCAGUUGUUAUUUCCUGGACGUCUGUCCAAACUGUCCAGUUAUUGGAAGAAGAGUUUAUACCCACAAAUUGAAGGAUUUGGCUGCUGCAGUAAUAAGUCCAUUACUUUCCAUGGUGUUGAAGGAGAUAAAUUGUACACCUUAGAAUACCUUGUGCAUCGUUUGCGAGUUUUCAGAAGUCCAUGUAUUGUAGGAAAUAAGCCUGCACCAACUCCAUUUCCUGUUGAGCAAGUGUGGCAGCAGUUUUUGAAAGCUGAAGGAAGAGAAAGCUUUUCCAUUUCUGCCAAAGAGUAUUUUGAGCUUUGGCAAAACAAAAUAUCAGCCCCUGAUGCAUUUAAUGAACGAAUGAGACAAGAACACAUGAAUGAUGUUGAAGCAACAGCUGUUGGAUUUGCAAAUAUGCCUCAUGUUUUAGAAAGUAUGCUGAGUGCAGUUAGAGCUAAUGAUUCAGAUAAUAUUUGAUUUGUAAUCACCUGUUCAAAUCAGUAGUAUAUUAAUCAAAUUUUCUUGAGGUGGAGGGAAGGACUGUGGUUACCUCCUAAGAACACUUUUACCAGGAAAUGAAAUGGUAUUACUAAUUAUUUGAGAAUACUCAUAGUUUUAAGAAAAGAUAUGAUAAUUUAUCCGUCCAUAAAAAUAUGGCUGUGACUUUAUACGUACAUGAAACAAAUGUACUUGUGGGUCUUCCAUUGAGACAGUGAAAGCUAGUUUUGUAUCUGUUUUUAAUGUUAUUGUUAAUUGUAAUUAAAUGUUUCUUUUGGGUGUUUGUAUACUCAAAAAGGAAAAAAGUUGUACAAAUGGAAAGACAAGAUGAAUUUAAACUUUGGUCUCUCAAUAAUCAUUUAGUGGCCUUACCAAUUGUGUCUAGUUUUGGAGCACAAAUAUUUCUGUAGUAGUAGUAUUUCCAAGCAUUAUGUUAGGAAAUAUUGUCUUAUAGUGGCAUGUUCUGUGGUACAAUUUUUUCAUGUAUCAGAAAUUUUCCCUGUAAAGAAUAAUUUAGUCUGUGAACUCUUACAAUUUUUUAUGGCAAUUUUUUACUGUUACCUUUUUUAUAACUUUUGGAAAUAUUUAAAAGAAUCUUUAGCAGUAAAGGAAAGCAAAGACAGGAAAAAAGUUUUUCAAUGGACUUCUUCUCCGUGUUCAUUUUCUGGAACACGCUGUGAAUUUUUGAAGCUCCUAUUGAGGAGAUGUUGAUCUCAUAUAUUGUUUUUAAGAACAAGUGGAAGUGAAACUAAUGUUCUAAUAAACUAGAGUUCUAAAAUCUCUUCAAACUUACGACAAAAUAUUAAUUUUUUAAACAUUUUAUAUACUAGCAAAUAACAUAUGUAAAUUUUGUACAGUUAUUAAAAAAAAUAUAUUGGCUAUUAGAUCCUAAAAAGCCCAUCUUGGAAAACUGAAUAAGAUGUGAUAUAUGAAUCAAGGUUGGAACACUUUUGCAAACUGUUUGUUGUAAAAGGGAUUUUUAAAAUCAAUGCAGAGGAGGUUCUCUACUAUUUUAGGCAACAUCUAAAUAAAGGGUCACAUUCUGCAGAAAAAUUGAAACUCGGCUAAGAAAAC